CUCCAAAAAAAACCAUCCAAUCCCCAUUAUAAUUUUCUCACACUUUCCUUCAUUUUGUUCUCCACCAAACACUAGCUUCAUCCAAAAUGAAAGAAGAAGGGAAACGGAGCAGAAAAAAAUGCCUGCUCUACGUGGCCGCCUUUGUUGUCUUCCAAACGGCCAUCAUCUUGGUCUUUGCACUCACCGUGAUGCGAGUCAAGAGUCCAAAACUCAGGUUCGGGUCAGCCACGGUAGCGAAUUUCAGCACCGGUGCCAACAAGUUACCAUCUUUUGACUUGGUUACCCAGGUGACAGUAAAGAACACCAACUUCGGGCACUUCAAGUACGAAAACAAUUCCCUCACCAUCCUGUACAGUGGCGUUCCUGUUGGGGAGGCAGCCAUCAUGAAAGGAAGAGCAAGGGCGAGGCAGACCAAGAAAUUCGACAUUGUGUUCUCGGUCAGUUUCAGCAGUUUAUCCACCAACCCCAACUUCAGUAACGACGUUAAUUCUGGGGUUUUGAUGCUGAGCAGCCAGGGGAAGCUGAGUGGGAAGGUGCAAUUGAUGAAGGUGAUUAAGAAAAAGAAGUCUGCUGAAAUGAGUUGCACCAUGGCAAUCAAUCUGACUACUCGGGCCGUGCAGGAUUUGAAGUGCAAAUGACAUGUAUUGUUUAGGAUUUUAUUCUAUUCUAUGGAUUGUUGCUCUGUUUUUGUUUAGGAAUUAUUUGUAUUCUAUUUCUAUGUAUUAUUGCUCUGUUUUUCUUUGCGUAUAAUAAAUAUACAUGUUG
Molecule: messenger RNA, 765 nt
Organism: Rubroshorea leprosula
Lineage: Eukaryota; Viridiplantae; Streptophyta; Magnoliopsida; Malvales; Dipterocarpaceae
Source: the annotation of a GenBank genome assembly